CUUCUUAAUAAUGGAGGAAACUGAGAAUAAGCCACAGAGAGCUUCCAGAAGAAAAUUCCCAAGAUCGAACGUUGAAAGAAGUAAAGAUUUUAGAAAGAGAAAAAAGAAAUUUCUUGAAGACAAACUUAAUCAGGUAGAGAUCUUAGAAAGAGAGGCUAAGUCAUUAAGGGAGGAAAAUUCCUGAUUAAAGGAGCAAGUCAAAGAGUUGACGAAUCAAUUAAAGAAUAAAGGAAUAAAAGUUCCAAAAAAGGAGUUUGACCACCCACUUCAUGAAUAUGAGGAUUAUUUAUACAAUCAGCUGGCAAAGAAAUUUCAAUCUAAUCCUGAUGAAGUACGAUUUUCAACAUUCGAGCAAGUGACUGAACACACAAGUGAUUGGAGAAUAGAUUAUCUUAAGACCUGUUUCAAGAAUAUCCUUGACAAUAUAACAAGUAUUGAAUCUAAGUGCUACUUUUCAUCAGUAAAGGAGAUGUCUGUUACCCAAUGGGUUACGAAGAAGAGAGCGAAGAAGAGACAGAUUAAGUAUACUAAAAAGAUAGGAGAAGAGAUAGCCCCCAAAGAAGUUUAUUCUAAUACAGGUGUUAGCGAUGGAGUUAUUGAUUUUAUGGAGAAGAAUAAGAAAGCUUUUAGUAACUUUAAGAAACAAAUCAAAAGCAUAGUCCAGAAUCUUAUAAAGGAAAGAAACAAGCUACUUAAUUUCCUAUACUGCGCUAAGGAAUUCAUGGAGAACUCAGAUUAUGCCAAAGUAUACAAAAAGCAAGACAUUGCUAACAGGUUUGAAGUAGUAGCCCAACUCAAAAACACCGAUUUCCUUACCCCUCACUACCUAUUCGACAUUCCUAAGAAACCCAAAACCACUCUUAAAUACCAAGAUUACGAGCUCACAGAAUAACUCCU
Messenger RNA from Moneuplotes crassus, 897 nucleotides. NCBI's taxonomy places the organism in Eukaryota, Ciliophora, Spirotrichea, Euplotida, Euplotidae. The record is from the annotation of a GenBank genome assembly.